CACAGCUAUCCCAUCAGAAAAAUGUUCGCUAAAAUUUUAGCUGUCAGCGCUUUGGUGGCUGUGGCCCGCGCUGGUCACCUCGGGCUUGGCGGAUACUCGGUGUCCUCCCAGCACAACCUGGUGCACCACGACUCGCAUUACGCGGCAGCUCCCCUCGCCACUUACGCCCACGCUACGCCCCUGGUACACGCCGCGCCCGUCGUACAUGCUCCCGUCGUUCACGCUGCUCCCGUCGCCCACGUCAUCGCUGCCCCCGUUGAAGUACAUGGAGGCCACUACAGCCACGGACAUGAGGACUACUAUGCUCACCCCAAAUACAAGUACUCCUACUCUGUGGAAGACCCUCACACUGGCGACCACAAGUCCCAGCACGAGGUCCGCGAUGGCGAUGUCGUGAAGGGAGAAUACUCUCUGUUGCAGCCUGAUGGCUCUUUCCGCAAGGUGUCCUACACAGCUGAUGACCACAACGGUUUCAACGCGGUCGUGCACAACUCCGGCCCCAGCCACCACGUGUACUCAUCCCAACACCACCACUACUAGAUCUCUGUACAAGGAAGCUUUAACCACAAUGUACCUUAUUUAUACUCGCUGUGAUCUUCGUGUAUGUUCUUUUGUUUAUAGAUAAUAGUCAUUAAAAUUAACAUAAAAAACAAGGCCUUUUUUAAUUG
Molecule: messenger RNA, 668 nt
Organism: Spodoptera litura
Lineage: Eukaryota; Metazoa; Arthropoda; Insecta; Lepidoptera; Noctuidae
Source: RefSeq, a predicted model, not a curated record